CGACGCAUGGGCAACGUGCACAAUGUGCGUUAAUAGUAAUCCAAUGCAGUUUCCCAUUUCCUCAAAAGUAUCUCUGGACAUUCAGCCUACUUUCACGCUAUCCUCGAGUUGGGACAUCCCUGCCCCCAUUGAAGUUCCGAUUUAAUUUGGUUAAGCAGGUGAUGGCCUUGCGUGCGUGUGGAUUCAUUGUGUUUCGUCGGCUAGCACAGUCUUCACCUCCCCCUGACAACAUUGAGUACCUCCUCCUACAGACUUCAUAUGGCAAGCACCACUGGACCCCACCCAAAGGCCACGUGGACCCUGGGGAGGAUGAUCUCACCACCGCUCUGAGGGAGACGCAGGAGGAAGCAGGGCUGGGGGAGGAGCAUCUGCAGGUGGUGGAUGGCUUUCUCCAGGAGCUGCGCUACGAGGUGAGAGGGCGGCCCAAGACGGUUCUGUACUGGCUCGCGGAGCUGAGGGACCCCAAGAUGGCCGUCACGUUGUCGAAGGAGCACCAGGACUACCGCUGGGCCAAGCUGGAGGAGGCCUGCUCCCUGGCCCAGCAUAAAGACCUACAGGACACCCUGAGGGCAGCACAGCAACACCUAGGCACAGAGCAAGGGAAACAUUAAGACACUAGUACACACAAUGCUGUGCUAGGAAUUGUGAAGAGCAAGCUGUAAAAGCAGCGUGUUUGUAACCUUGUCCCCAGGCUAUUGGGCACAGAUGCGAGAGACUAGUGUCUGUGGAACUGCACAGCCUUGAUAAUUAAUGGAACAGAAAGUGUGAAUCUAAAGUGAGUUAUAAUUCCUAAUUCUAUGGUGGUAAUUUGGUCUGAGCAAGUCAUUGAACCCCUGUGUCACAUACUUAUAUCCCCAAGGAACUGCCACCAAACUAAGGGUCAGAAAAGGAUAAUAUAUGUACUUUAUUGACUACCCCUGUGCUUGGAAACCAGUGGCCAAAUCAUUCAAUAGACACAAUAAGUGUUUUAUGUGUUAACAUUGUGUGAUGACCAAUAACCUUUUUGUCUUGCACUUUAAACAAGAUUAAAAACCAUCCCUUAAAUAUGGACCUUUCAAUAUGCAACUUCAGCAUUGACUCACCGGUCUUUCGCCCUUACUCCUGAGAUAUUUAGGGAAAAUAUAAAGUAAUAUGAUUUUGAUUUAUAAUCACAAUGAGUGGGCAAAUCUAUACACAACUAUGUGAUAGUUAAUUGGACAAUCUCAGUACUGCUGAGAUUUGCACACACCUCGACUGUACUGUGAUCCUGCAACACAUCACCACUAGGGGUAGACAAAAACAAGUUGAAUUUCACAGGAGGUGCACCAAUUCAUUCUCCGGUCAGCCAGGGCACAAUUCAACCAGUGGCUCAUUUCAUGCUUGAGAAACCAGAUGGGAGGUACUUUUGACAAUAAUGAAUCUAGAUUAAUAUUUCAGGUAAAAUGCGCAGCCCAAUAUCCAAUGGAGACUCAUGCACCCCUGUUGUAAACAUAUUCAGGAAAAGCCCCAGAGCAUUCACCCAAUUCAAGUCCUCAGACCUACCAGUUCCAAUGGCUUCCUAAACAAGUUCCCGUGAAUGCAAAAGGACAUGGUUAAAUUCACCUGAAGUAAAUUCUGUUAAACUGUGUGUCCUUUUAAAAAUUUGCA
Molecule: messenger RNA, 1626 nt
Organism: Salvelinus namaycush (lake trout)
Lineage: Eukaryota; Metazoa; Chordata; Actinopteri; Salmoniformes; Salmonidae
Gene: nudt2
Product: nudix (nucleoside diphosphate linked moiety X)-type motif 2
Exons: 3
Coding region: 162-611 (149 amino acids)
Biological process (GO): ATP biosynthetic process; AMP biosynthetic process
Molecular function (GO): bis(5'-nucleosyl)-tetraphosphatase (asymmetrical) activity
Source: RefSeq, a predicted model, not a curated record